Ornithodoros turicata is the source of this 2104-nucleotide messenger RNA. It is a transcript of the gene Ppa, whose product is annotated as F-box/LRR-repeat protein 14-like. The record is from RefSeq and is a predicted model, not a curated record. Gene Ontology annotation, cellular component: cytoplasm. The transcript has 2 exons. Gene Ontology annotation, molecular function: protein binding. Bases 400 to 1620 code for a protein of 406 amino acids. NCBI's taxonomy places the organism in Eukaryota, Metazoa, Arthropoda, Arachnida, Ixodida, Argasidae.
CAAAUACCCCUGCUGCGAAGCGAGCAAAAUACCAAAUCGGACGCAGCUGCCAACCUUCAUUAGCCAUACAGCUGAAGCUCCCAAUCGCUCUGGAUGCACCAAAGGCAAUCGAAAGCGAAGAGCAACUCAACGUCGUCUGCCGUCCGAAAUCCGAAAUGAAACCAAAACAACAGAGCACGCACGACGUCUCCCUACCGGCGACGAAGAAAGCGUACGGAAGUAGCCGAAAAACUUUUUUCGAAUACAAAAAAGGGCGGGAGUCGGCCGUCCAAUCGCUCAGGGGUUGCUAUCACGUGACGCUGCGCGGCGCAUGCCGGGAACGGAAAGGCGUCUGCGUGCCGGUCGUCUGCUUGCCAAACGGAGGGACAUCGGCGUGGGGAGAGGAGCGCGAUCGCCAGCAUGGAGCCUGGCUGGUCUCCGCACGGCCGAUCGAGAUCUCACAUCUCGAAACUGUAUCCAGAGAUCCUAGCUCUAAUCUUCAGUUACCUAGACGUACGCGACAAAGGCAGAGUGUCUCAAGUCUGCUCCGCAUGGCGGGAAGCAGCGUAUCACAAGAGUGUGUGGCGUGGAGUGGAGGCAAAGUUGCACUUGCGACGCGCAAACCCGUCUUUGUUCCCAAGUUUGGUACGGCGUGGGAUUCGGCGGGUACAGGUGCUCAGUUUGCGACGGUCCCUUCGUGAUGUGGUGCAGGGUGUACCCAACCUGGAAGCCCUCAACAUGACUGGAUGUUUCAACUUGACAGACGCCUGGGUGAGUCACGCCUUCGUCGCUGACAUGGACUCUCUCACGGAGCUCAACCUCAGCAUGUGCAAGCAGAUCACGGACAACAGCUUGGGCAGGAUAGCGCAGCAUUUGAAGAGUCUCGAGACGCUAGACCUCGGGGGUUGUUGCAAUGUGACCAACACCGGGCUGCUUCUGAUCGCCUGGGGGCUGAAGAAACUUCGCAGCCUCAAUCUUCGGAGUUGUCGGAGCGUCUCGGACGCGGGAAUCGGCCACCUGGCCGGUAUGACGCCCGAGGCGGCAGAAGGAACGCUCGAUCUCGAGUACCUCGGCCUGCAGGACUGUCAGAAGCUAACGGACGAGGCGUUACGGUACGUCAGUGUCGGCUUGUGCAAUCUGAAAAGUAUCAACCUAAGUUUCUGUGCCAGUGUCACGGACUCUGGACUGAAACACGCUGCUCGCAUGCCGCGGUUACGAGAGCUCAACCUGCGCUCCUGCGAUAACAUUUCCGACGUGGGCAUGGCUUAUCUCGCCGAAGGGGGUUCUAGGAUCAGCUCGUUGGACGUGAGUUUCUGUGAUAAGGCGGGGGACCAGGGUUUGCUCUACAUCUCGCAGGGCUUGUUUCACUUGCGGUGUCUCAGCCUGAACGCCUGCCCCGUAAGCGACGAUGGCAUCGGCAGGAUCGCCAGGAAUGUCACGGACCUGCACACGCUGCACAUCGGCCAGUGCGGCCGCAUCACGGACAAGGGACUCAGCCUUAUCGCCGAUCAUCUUCAGCAGUUGAGGUGCAUCGAUCUGUACGGCUGCACGAAGAUCACGACGGUGGGGUUGGAAAAGGUGAUGCAAUUGCCCCACUUGAGUGUCCUCAACCUGGGAUUGUGGCAGAAACAGAUUCGGUGACAAAGUGCGCCACUACGUCGUCGGACCAGGAGUGACGUUGACGGCGGAUGGUGGCAGAUGAAGACUUCAACGCGUCGACCCAAGCGUCUGUGUGUGCCUGCGUUUUAAAACGACGCAACAAAGUGCUCAAGUGUGUGCGGCGAAAUGUCCGUUCGGAUUCUAAAAAACCGGGACAAAGCGUUGUUCAAGACGGGUAUGUUCAUUUCUUUGAAAAUCUUCCUUAGUGUCGACGGACAUGCAAGCGCGAGGUGUCCAUGCCAAAAAAACAAGAUCGACGCUUUUUUGUAAAUAAUUCAUCUUUUUGUUGGGACAUUGCAUGAAGAAGAAGAAAAAAAAAAAGAAAUGUUGAGCUUUUUCAAAUUCCCGAGUCGUCUAGGGUGGAAUGUAGUCAAGAACAUGUGUUCGCUAGGAUGAGCUAAAGGCUUAGUUCUAAAAAGAGAAGAGGACGUCUUUGCAUGUGCCACAGUAUAUUUUGAGUCCAGAG